This is a messenger RNA of Ustilaginoidea virens, 711 nucleotides long. RefSeq lists its product as uncharacterized. Gene Ontology annotation, cellular component: mitochondrion. The transcript is spliced from 7 exons. Gene Ontology annotation, molecular function: NAD(P)HX epimerase activity. NCBI's taxonomy places the organism in Eukaryota, Fungi, Ascomycota, Sordariomycetes, Hypocreales, Clavicipitaceae. The coding region runs from base 1 to 711 and encodes 236 amino acids. The record is from RefSeq and is a predicted model, not a curated record.
AUGGCACUCAAGACGCUGGGAGCAAAAGCCGCUGCUGCGCUUGACCAGGAGCUCAUGAGCACUUGCGCGUUUUCCAUCGACCAGCUGAUGGAGCUGGCUGGUCUGUCCGUCUCCCAAGCCGUCUAUCGGAUCCAUCCCUUGGAAAGGGGACGCAGAAUUCUUGUUGCGUGCGGCCCGGGAAAUAACGGCGGAGAUGGGCUUGUGGCUGCUCGGCAUCUCUUCCACUACGGAUACCAGCCAACUGUAUACUAUCCAAAACGAAGCCAGAAGGACUUGUACCGACGUCUAACGAAACAACUCGAAGAUUUGGAAGUCCCCUUUGCGCAAGACCUCCAAGCAGCACUGGAUUCAACGGACCACAUCGUUGAUGCCAUUUUCGGGUUCAGUUUCUCGGGAGAGGUGAGGGAUCCGUUCCCAGACGUGAUUCGUGCCUUUGAGAGAACCAAGCUCCCCAUCACCUCAGUUGACGCACCCUCUUCCUGGAAUAUCGAACAUGGUCCCCCGAGAUCUGGACUGGGCAGCUCGUUUAUGCCUACAGCCCUUGUCAGCCUCACUGCACCAAAGCCACUGGUCAAAUAUUUCAAGGGACGACACUUCAUCGGUGGUCGGUUUUUGACGCCAAACAUGGCAACAAAAUAUGAUUUGGAAAUCCCAACGUACAGCGGCAUCGAUCAGGUUGUUGAGGUGCCCACAGGUACUGAGAAGCUUUGA